Cavia porcellus (domestic guinea pig) is the source of this 468-nucleotide messenger RNA. RefSeq names its product very-long-chain 3-oxoacyl-CoA reductase-B-like. Lineage: Eukaryota; Metazoa; Chordata; Mammalia; Rodentia; Caviidae. The record is from RefSeq and is a predicted model, not a curated record. The transcript has 6 exons. The coding region runs from base 1 to 468 and encodes 155 amino acids. Gene Ontology annotation, molecular function: oxidoreductase activity. Gene Ontology annotation, cellular component: endoplasmic reticulum.
AUGUCGGUGGCACAGAUGGUUCGCAUUGUCCUGCCCCAGAUGGUCAGCAGGGGCAAAGGUGUCAUCAUCAACAUGUCCUCCGUGGCUGGCUCUAGGAGCUCCCCUUUUUAUGCCUUAUACUCAGCUACUAAGGCCUUUGUGCGAAUCUUCUCAGAGGCGGUGUGUGCAGAGUACUUUCCUCAGGGUGUCACCAUCCAGACUGUGAGCCCCAUGUUUGUCUCCACUAAUAUGAUCAACAAUGCACAGACCGGGCUGCUCGUGAAGGACGCUGACGAGUUCGCCCGCGAGGCGCUGGACACGCUGGGUCUCUCCUCCCAUGUUUCGGGCUGCCUCAGGCACGCCGUGCAGAGCUUCCUGCUGCCUUUUGUCCUGCCCAAGUGGUUUCUGCACAGUCGCUGGGGAGUCAAACUUCUAGAUGCAGGAGACAAAUCCAAGCUGUUUCCUUUCGUUAAUGCCCGGACGAAUUAG